Molecule: messenger RNA, 948 nt
Organism: Cuscuta campestris
Lineage: Eukaryota; Viridiplantae; Streptophyta; Magnoliopsida; Solanales; Convolvulaceae
Source: the annotation of a GenBank genome assembly
AGAUGCUAGUUGUUUGUUUUCUCGCGUUUCUUGUGGCUUUGGCGGCCUUUCUUGUUGGAUGGUUUCUAGGUAAGAUCACUUUCUUAUAUGUCACUCGUGAUGAUAUGAUUCACAGAUCACCAUAGGACUCCUCGGAUAAUGACCAAUAUCAAUUUGCAUGCUUCGUAAUGCUUGAUUGGAUUUUUGGUUUGUUCCAGACAAGGCUUUUGUUGGUGCAUCCGUUGGUUACUUCUCAUUUCUUUUCCUACUAGCUGGAAGGGCAUUGUCUGUGCCCCCUUUCACCUUCGAUAGUAGUCUGAUUCUGAAUCUGAUUUUGAGACAACAUUUGGAAACCUUUUUGAAGUCAAAACUGAACAAAAAAUGGCUACUUUGAAAGAACUUGCUGCCCCUGAUUUAAAUGUUCAACCUUUGGCUAUUACUUACACUGAAUUGGAAAAACAUUUAAAGCUGAAUUCUGGGUUUAUAAAUCUUUUGCCUAAGUUUCAUGGUCUUCCUGGAGAGGAUCCCUUCAGGCACAUCUCUGAAUUUCUGAUUACCUGCGGUGCUAUGGUGCCUGAAGGGGUUGCUCAGGACCAAAUUAAGUUGAGAGCUUUUCCUUUUUCCUUAUGUGAUAAAGCUAAAGAUUGGUUGUAUUAUAUGCCUGCUGGUUCUUUUACAACAUGGAAUGCUUUACAUAAGGCUUUCUUAGAGAAAUACUUCCCAGCCUCUAGGAUAGGGUCUAUUAGGAAUGCUUUACAUAAGGCUUUCUGAACAAUUGUUGAUUCAAUAUUUUUAUGAAGGACUCCUUCCCACUGAUAGGAAAAAUGUAGAUGCUGCAAGUGGAGGAGCCCUUGUUAACAAAACCCCUACUCAAGCUAGGGAGCUUUUUAACUUGAUUGCUCAAAACACCCAACAAUUUGGAACAAGAGAGACACUGGUUAAAAAAGGCAAUGAACUUGAAAGUAAAUC